AUAAGAAGAGUAUAUGUUGAGAGGGAGAUUCAAUCAGACAGGUUGGUGGAAAUGAAAGGCACUGCAAAUUCCUGAAGAAUGCUGGUGAUAUGGCAACAGACAUGAAUGAGCUCCUCCAGGACAAGUACCAAUCUCCAAACUUCCUCCAGGCCUCUCCUCUAUAUAUUUCACUCUGAUUCCCUCGCAUCUCAGUCACAUCCAAGCUAAGCACAUGGAGAAACCACAUGCCCAAUCUGCACUUAAGAAAUUUGUGAAGGUAGGCUCGGAGUCUGCUCUUCCUUGGAGCUCCGCUGCCAGUGCCAGAGGAAUGGCAAAGGAUGAAGUCAAAGAGCAACUUUCUGCUGAUAAAUCAAAGAAGCCUUCCGCAAAAGAAAAUACCAAGCCUGUAGAUGUGAAACUCCACACACAACAGAGAGCUGCCAAACGUGCGAUGUUCAAUUACUCGGUUGCGACCAAGCUGUAUCUCAUGGAGAAACAGAAGAAACACGAAGAGAAGUUGCAAAAGAUGAUCGAAGAGGAAGAGAUACGGCUGCUGAGAAAAGAGAUGAUUCCCAGAGCCCAGUUAAUGCCUUUGUUCGACAGGCCCUUCUACCCACAGAGAUCGAGCAGGCCCCUUGACCAUCCCUAGAGAGCCGGCAUUCCGGAUGUUGAGCAGCAAAUGCUGGACCUGCAUGUAUUGCACCCAUCAGCUCUACAGCUUCCAUCAGCAUUGUCA
Rhodamnia argentea is the source of this 715-nucleotide messenger RNA. RefSeq names its product protein TPX2-like. The transcript has 7 exons. Gene Ontology annotation, molecular function: protein kinase activator activity; microtubule binding. Bases 212 to 628 code for a protein of 138 amino acids. Gene Ontology annotation, biological process: activation of protein kinase activity; mitotic spindle assembly; regulation of mitotic spindle organization. NCBI's taxonomy places the organism in Eukaryota, Viridiplantae, Streptophyta, Magnoliopsida, Myrtales, Myrtaceae. Gene Ontology annotation, cellular component: nuclear microtubule; mitotic spindle. The record is from RefSeq and is a predicted model, not a curated record.